Molecule: messenger RNA, 1227 nt
Organism: Jaculus jaculus (lesser Egyptian jerboa)
Lineage: Eukaryota; Metazoa; Chordata; Mammalia; Rodentia; Dipodidae
Product: F-box only protein 9-like
Biological process (GO): SCF-dependent proteasomal ubiquitin-dependent protein catabolic process
Cellular component (GO): SCF ubiquitin ligase complex
Molecular function (GO): protein binding
Source: RefSeq, a predicted model, not a curated record
UGCAGCCAUCAAGUUUUAUCCUAGGGCUAUGCAACUUGUACCUGAUAUAGAAUUCAAGAUUACUUAUACCCGAUCUCCAGAUGGUGAUGGCAUUGGAAACAGCUACAGUGAAGACGAUGAUGAUAGCAAGAUGGCAGAUCUCUUGUCCUGCUUCCAGCAACAGCUCACAUUUCAGGAAUCUGCACUCAAACUGUGUCAGCCCGAGCUUGAGAGCAGUCAGACUCACAUAUCAGUGCUGCCGAUGGAAGUCCUGAUGUACAUCUUCCGGUGGGUGGUGUCUAAUGACUUGGACCUCAGGUCAUUAGAGCAGUUGUCGCUGGUGUGCAGAGGAUUCUAUAUUUGUGCCAGAGACCCUGAAAUAUGGCGUUUGGCCUGCUUGAAAGUAUGGGGUAGAAGCUGCAUUAAGCUUGUUCCAUACUCAUCCUGGAGAGAGAUGUUUUUAGAACGGCCUCGUGUUCGCUUUGAUGGGGUGUAUAUCAGUAAAACUACAUAUAUUCGUCAAGGAGAACAGUCUCUUGAUGGUUUCUAUAGAGCCUGGCACCAAGUGGAAUAUUACAGGUACAUAAGAUUCUUUCCUGAUGGUCAUGUGAUGAUGUUGACAACCCCUGAGGAGCCUCAAUCUAUAGUUCCCCGUUUAAGAACUAGGAAUACCAGAACGGAUGCAAUUCUACUGGGUCAUUAUCGCUUGUCACAAGAUGCAGACAAUCAGACCAAAGUAUUUGCUGUAAUAACUAAAAAAAAAGAAGAAAAACCUCUCGACUAUAAAUACAGGUAUUUUUGUCGUGUCCCUGUACAAGAAGCAGAUCACAGUUUUCAUGUGGGGCUUCAGCUAUGUUCCAGUGGCCACCAGCGGUUCAAUAAACUUAUCUGGAUCCAUCAUUCUUGUCACAUUACUUACAAAUCAACUGGUGAGACUGCAGUGAGUGCUUUUGAGAUUGACAAGAUGUACACCCCUUUGUUCUUUGCCAGAGUGAGGAGCUACACUGCUUUCUCAGAAAGGCCUCUGUAGAACCUCAGAUUUAUGAGCAGAUUUCAGUCACAUAAGUUGCCUCUGCCUGUUCAUCCUAAUACUUAAAUGCAUCAGGGGAGCCUUCACUGGAUAAGUAUUUUAUUUCCCGCAUGAGUUAGUGUCUUUGCACUACAUGAGGUCAAAAUGUGAAAACCUGUUCUGGAUUUGUUUGAAACUGUUCAAUUAAGUUCAUAAAUAAAUGUUUGCUACAAGGAAAA